AUGAAUGCAGAGGAAGCUGUCUACGCAAGACAUAUGCAUGAUGGCUUUGAUCCCCAAGCAGGGCCAUCACAGGUUGGCGAGUUUCCUCCGCCUGAUAAGAAGAGAAGAGAAUCCACCAGCAAGACGGGAGGUGAACCAAAGAAUAAAAAGGAUGAUCCGAACCUCAAGUGGCCCGAAAAGUUAAGGACUGAUCCUAAUAGGAGAGCUAAGGACAAAUACUACAGGUUCCACAAAGACCAUGGUCAUAACACAGAUGAUUGCAUUGACCUAAAGCAGCAGAUCGAGGAUCUGAUCCAAAGAGGGAGACUUCAACAUUUUGUAACGAAGAAGUACCAGAAGCAAUCCAGGAGGGAAAAUACCAGCAAGGAGAGUAGAGAUGGCGCCACCCCCCGGUCAGGUCCCAUUGGAAAGAUCAAGGUCAUCCAUGGAGGAUUUGCUGGAGGCGAAGAGUCCAGCAAUGCUAGAAAAACUCACCUAAGAAAACUAAGAUUAGAAGAACAUUUAGAGGUCAACACGGUUGGCCGCCCAAGCAAGGUCCAGAAAAAGGAAGAAAUACCCAUUAUUUUCUCAGAGGAAGAUAUCAAGGGAGUUCAAAUCCCUCAUGAUGACCCACUGGUAAUAACCAUUGUCAUAGCAAACUACCUCACACGUAGGGUACAGAUAGAUAGCAGAAGCUCAGCUGACAUCCUCUCUACCUCCAUGCAUAUGACCAACUAA
Molecule: messenger RNA, 717 nt
Organism: Rhododendron vialii
Lineage: Eukaryota; Viridiplantae; Streptophyta; Magnoliopsida; Ericales; Ericaceae
Exons: 2
Coding region: 1-717 (238 amino acids)
Source: RefSeq, a predicted model, not a curated record